Impatiens glandulifera is the source of this 949-nucleotide messenger RNA. RefSeq names its product oxygen-evolving enhancer protein 2, chloroplastic-like. Gene Ontology annotation, molecular function: calcium ion binding. Gene Ontology annotation, cellular component: photosystem II oxygen evolving complex; extrinsic component of membrane; photosystem II. The transcript has 4 exons. The record is from RefSeq and is a predicted model, not a curated record. NCBI's taxonomy places the organism in Eukaryota, Viridiplantae, Streptophyta, Magnoliopsida, Ericales, Balsaminaceae. The coding region runs from base 60 to 860 and encodes 266 amino acids. Gene Ontology annotation, biological process: photosynthesis.
ACAUUCUGCAAUUUCAUAUCAUCCAAUCACUAAACAAGGAGAGAGAAAUCGCAUCACUAAUGGCCUCCACAGCUUGUUUCUUGCAUCAACUAUCCACCCCAGCGGUGGCCGCCAGAUCGCCAUCAUCGCAGCGACUCGUCACAUUUAAGGCUAAUCAGAUCCUAGUCUGCAGAGCCCAGAAGGCUGAACAGGGUGCUUCUGUCCACGACGAGGACCAGGGAUCCUCUGUUUCUCGCCGUCUAGCCCUCACCGUCCUUAUUGGCUCAGUCGCCGUCGGUUCAAGGGUCUCUCCGGCCGAUGCCGCUUACGGUGAAUCCGCUAAUGUGUUUGGAAAGCCAAAAAGCACUGAGUUUACAACAUACACUGGCAAUGGUUGGAAGGUCCAACUGCCGGCCAAAUGGAACCCAAGCAAAGAGGUCGAGUUUCCAGGGCAGGUUAUCAGAUAUGAAGACAACUUCGACUCAACCAGCAACUUAUCGGUUUUGAUUAACCCAACCGAUAAGAAGUCCAUCACUGAUUAUGGCUCACCCGAAGAAUUCCUAGGACAGGUGAACUUUUUGUUGGGAAAACAAUCUUAUUUUGGCAAAACCGACUCCGAGGGUGGCUUUGAGGCGAAUGCUGUGGCAACUGCAAACAUAUUGGAGUCUUCGUCAACGGUUGUGGGUGGGAAGCCUUAUUAUUUUGUUUCGGUUCUAACUAGGACGGCGGAUGGAGAUGAGGGAGGGAAACAUCAGUUGAUAACUGCCACGGUUUCGGAUGGAAAGCUUUACAUUCUCAAGGCACAAGCGGGCGACAAGAGAUGGUUCAAGGGAGCUAAGAAAUUCGUUGAGAACGCUGCUACUUCCUUCAGCGUGGCUUAGGAAGGUUGAUUUCGAACAAGGAAAAAACUUGUGUUUUGUAUGUAUUGUGAUUUGUCAAGAAUUAAUAUGGUAAAAAAUAUUAUUAUUGA